GAAGGGCAGCUCCCGCCGUGAGCUGGGCCUCGGCGCUCCCCGCCCCCGGGCCCGUCUUCCCGUGUCUUCUCAUUAGCUGUUCCCGCGGACUGGCUUCCCUCCGGAGGGGAAUUCCUGAAACCCACACGCCCUCGGGAGGGCUGGGCACCAGAUAAAAGCCGUCCUCAAAGCCCGGCCCCUCCUGGGACCCGGUGGCGGCGCGCGGCUUGUCCUCCUAAGGCAGGGGUCUGCACCCACGGAAAACAGGUUCUCAGAGUUUUUCUGGUUUGCUCCCAGCUCUCCACCGGCACAUCUGUCUGUCUUUCCUUUGGGAGAAAUGUGCUUUGCCAAUGACUAACCGCAGUUGUGCUGAGAUGCUAUCACCUGUCACCUGCACGGCAGGACCCGAGCCCACGCGGAAAUGAGAUAGGCCCGCGCCACCUGCCUCCCCCCUGGCAGAGCCCUCAGAAGGUCUGUGCCACCCGGGGCCGCCUCUGUCCUGUCUCAGGACUCCGGCAUGGGGCCAUCACAGUGACUGCCCCAGGGCCCCCUGCUGCCAUCCUGAAAGGGCCCACCUGGGUGUCUGACGAGCAGCUCCCUCCCUGCGGGCCGAGGGCGGAGCCCCUGGAUGGAGCUUGGGACCUAUACUCCUCAUGUCUGUCCUGCUGAUGCUGUGUGUCCCGCUCCUGGCCCUGGCGACCCCAGGCCGAGGCACCCGGCGAUGGGAACCCUGCACAGACCUGCGCCCCCUGGACAUCCUGGCAGAGGCCCUCCCUCCAAAUGGCGCUGCGGGCGAAAUCAGGGUGACACAGGCGAAUGGCGUGCGAGGACUCCAGCUCUCGGCCGCCGCCCCCCACGCCAUGAGCUUCCCCGCAUCGAGGAUUUUCUUCCAAUGCGACCUCUUCCCUGAAGAAUUUUCGAUCGUCAUAACCUUGAAAGUUCCCAAUCUUCCCCCUAAGAAGAACGAAUACCUGUUCACUGUGGUGACGGAGGAGUCUGACGGGCUGUUGCUGGGUCUGCGGUACUCGCCCACCAGGCUGCACUUCCUGUUCCGCAGCCGGGACGCGGCGGGGGCCUGGCAAACCCGCGUGACCUUCCGCAGUCCCGCUCUGACGGACAACCAAUGGCACACGCUGGUCUUGGCCGUGUCCGAAGGAUCCUUUUCCCUCACCGCGGACUGCGGCGUCCCCGCGGACAUAAUGGCUGACGUGCCCUUCCCGGCCACCCUCUCGGUGCGAGGAGCCCGGUUCUUCAUCGGCAGCCGGAAGAGGACCAAAGGCCUGUUCACGGGCCUGGUGAGGCAGCUGGUCUUACUGCCUGGCUCGGAUGCCACCGCAAGGCUCUGUCCCUGCAGGAGUCCCGAGUUGGCUGUGCUGUCCAUCCCCCCAGUCCUGCAGGGCCCCCCGGGGAAGCCAGAAGAUAAUGAGGUGCUAAAAUAUCCCUAUGAAACCGACCUGAAGGUGACUCUGGGGUCCCGGCCUCCAUGCACCAAAAUGGAGGAUGCCCAGUUCUGGUUUGAUGCUAGCCGGAAGGGGCUGUUCCUGUGUGUGGGCAGCCAGUGGGUCUCCGUGUUAGCAGCCAAGGAGAAACUGGACUACGUGGAAGAACAUCAAAGCCUGUUCACCGACUCGGAGACGCUGGGCAUCGAGGUCUUUGCCAUCCCCGAGGCCGGGCUCUUCGUGGCAGCCGCCAACCGCAAAGCCACGUCCGCCAUCUACAAGUGGACCGAUGGGAAGUUCGCCUCCUACCAGAACAUUCCCACGCACCAGGCACAGUCCUGGAGACACUUCACCAUUGGGAAGAAGGUAUUCCUGGCUGUGGCUAAUUUUGAACCGAAUGAAAAGGGCCAGGAGUUCUCUGUCAUUUACAAAUGGAGCCAGAGGAAACUGAGGUUCACACCGUACCAGAGGGUCCCCACCCACAGCGCCCGGGACUGGGAAGCCUUCGAGAUGGCCGGGGAGCACUUCUUGGCCGUGGCCAACCACAGGGAAGGUGAUAACCACAACAUCGACAGCGUCAUCUACAAGUGGAACCCGAGGACCCGACUCUUCGAGGCCAACCAGACCAUUGCCACCUCAGGCGCCUACGACUGGGAGUUCUUCACCGUGGGGCCCUACUCCUUCCUGGCGGUGGCCAACGCCUUCAACGGCACGUCCACCAAGGUGCACUCCCACCUGUACGUCUGGCUCCUUGGCUCCUUCCAGCUGUUCCAGGCCUUCCUGCGCUCUGGACUGGGAGUUUUUCUCGGUGGGAGAAGAUUAUUUCCUGGUGGUCGCAAACUCCUUCGACGGAAACACCUUCCUGGUAAACAGUAUUAUUUACAGGUGGCAGGGGUACGAAGGGUUCGUGGCCGUGCACAGCCUCCCGACCUUUGGCUGCAGAGACUGGGAGACCUUCCGCACCGCGGCGGGUUCCUACCUCGUCUACUCCAGCGCGAAGGAGCCCCGCUCCCGGGUGCUGAAGCUGAGGACGGGGUGAGGGCACCGGCGCCCCUCCCGGAGCCCUGGGAGAAGCCGGCCCUUUCCGGGCCCUGGCCCUCGUCCGGGGGGCCGUCCGUCCACCUCUCUGCCCCGGUGACUGUCGUGGCGGGUUUGGGGGCUCCACCGGCAGUCGGGCCGGAGUCGGGUACUGCCCUGUGACCCCGGGCGGGCUGCCCGGGGUUCGCCUCAAGGGAGGAGUUCAUACAAAAUUUUACCUCAGAACCAGCGGGACCUCCCCACGGUCCUCCCGGCCCACCCGGGUGCGGGCACAGGCUUCACGCGGAUUCACGUAUCUCACACCGGCUAUUUAUUGUAUACUGUCUGUACAGAAAUAUAUUUAUGACGCCCUUUACCAAAGGCCUGAAGGCGUCUGCGUGUUUGUGGGGGGGACAGUUCACUCGGCCAGCGCGGUGGGAUGUGCCCUCGGGUCCCGGGUCACCGAGCCGGAGGGCACCCCUCCUCUGCAGGGACUCGCUGCCUCUUCUGGCCCCGGUUUAGCCAGGAAUGCGGGGGGGGGUCGGUUUCGGGGAGGAACCAGCGGUGCGGGGACUGGGUCCCACCCCAUCCCACCCCGUGCAAA
This is a messenger RNA of Herpailurus yagouaroundi (jaguarundi), 3039 nucleotides long. It is a transcript of the gene TSPEAR, whose product is annotated as thrombospondin type laminin G domain and EAR repeats. The transcript has 11 exons. The record is from RefSeq and is a predicted model, not a curated record. Lineage: Eukaryota; Metazoa; Chordata; Mammalia; Carnivora; Felidae. Bases 633 to 2618 code for a protein of 661 amino acids. Gene Ontology annotation, biological process: signal transduction.